AUGGAGAAAGGGAAAGGGAAAGAGCAUGCAUCUCCUAUAACGCCUCUUGCCACUAAUCCAUCAAUUAAUUCAUCAACUCAGGUGAUACCAAUAUCAUUUUAUCCAGAUUUCUCAAGUUAUAUGCAUGGGGGCCAUGCACCAAUGCCACAUGCUCUGUUACCACCUUUCUUACCUUGUCCUAAUGCCAACCCAUCGUCAUGGACUUGUCAGUCAUCAGCUCCCCCCUCUUUGAUUGGUAUUCCAUCUGCAAGCUCCAGCCGUGUUGAAGAAAUUCAAGAGCCCACACCUGACUCGAGGGAGGUUGAAAUCUUCUCUACAUCCUCUGAAUCCGAAGAUAACAAUGAGGCCGAGAUAGAAAAUAUAGUGCAUAAUGAGGGGGCCGAUAUCAUUGAGGAGCCGAAGGUGGGGAUGGUCUUCAAAUCUCAAGACGAGUUAGUGGCAUAUUAUAAAGGUUAUGGGAAACAAUGCGGUUUUGGGAUAAUGACUCAAAGGAGUCAUAGGUUUGAGGAUGGGAGCCUCAGAUAUAUCAUGCUUUGUUGUUCUCGUGGUGGGAAGGCACGGAACCGUAUGACAAAUGUUGCGAGGCCACGUCCGACGUCAAAGACUGACUGUAAGGCAAAGAUAAAUGUUACGUUCAUGGAUGGAGUGUUCAAGUUGUUGAGUGUUCACAAUUCCCACAAUCACGCCGUAAGUCCACAGAAGUCGAGAUUCUUUCGCUGUAAUAGAGAAGUGAGCGAGUCUGUUAAGAGAGUAUUAGAUACAAAUGAUCAAGCUGGCAUUAGACUAAACAAGAGUUUUGCAGCACUUGUGCAAGAAGCAGGUGGGUUUGAGAACUUGCCUUUCAGUGAGAAAGAUUGCAGAAAUUAUAUUGAUAAGGCACGCCACCUUCGACUUGGGAAAGGUGGCGCUGAAGCCCUUCGUCAGUAUUUUGCUAGGAUGCAGCACAAAAAUGAUGGAUUCUUUUCAGACAUCGACCAUGAUGAUGAUGGAAGGUUGAAGAAUGUCUUCUGGGCAGAUGCACGGAGUAGGGUAGCCUAUAAAUAUUGGGGUGAUGUUGUGACAUUUGACACCACAUACCUGACAAAUAGAUAUUGUUUGUGGCAUAUUCUAAAAAAAGUACCUGAGAAACUUGGUUCCCAUCAUGCAUACAAAACUGGGUUGAAAACUAGUUUGAUGAAGUGUGUGUAUGACUCUCAAACCAUAGAGGAGUUUGAAAAUAGUUGGAAUGUGUUAAUUACCACUCACAAUUUGCAAGAAAAUGCUUGGUUGCAUAGUUUAUAUGAUGAGCGUGAGUUUUGGGUACCAAUAUUCUUGAAAGAAAUCUUUUGGGCUGGGAUGAGUACAACACAACGAAGCGAGAGCAUGAAUGCUUUCUUUGAUGGCUACGUACACUCAAGGACAAACUUAAAAGAGUUUGUCGAUCAAUUUGAUAAUGCAUUGCGAAAGAAGAUUGAAAAUGAAAAUGGGGCGGACUUCCAUUCAUUCCACGUCACAAUUCCCGUCGUCUCGAUCUCUCCACUUGAAAAGAUAUGUCAGAACAUAUACACUAAUGCUAAAUUUAGAGAAGUUCAAAAAGAGAUAAUCGGGAUGGUUGGUGUUCUUCCAAGUUGA
Molecule: messenger RNA, 1611 nt
Organism: Carya illinoinensis
Lineage: Eukaryota; Viridiplantae; Streptophyta; Magnoliopsida; Fagales; Juglandaceae
Product: protein FAR1-RELATED SEQUENCE 5-like
Exons: 4
Coding region: 1-1611 (536 amino acids)
Source: RefSeq, a predicted model, not a curated record